AUGCUCUCCGGCCCAGCCUGCAGUAUUGCGUCUCUUUCCCUCUCUACCUAGGAAGUCAUCUUCUACCUCCUACCUUCAUCAUAAUGGGGAGAGGUUUUGCUUUUAUGACACAACAAUUCUGCAAUUAGAUGUUCAAAAGAUAUAUAAUAAGUAACUCUCCUCCAUCAUGGUCACCUCUUCAAAAAAAUCAUGUCUGAGAGGUUGUUGUUAACAGCACUGAAGGGCGGUAGUAACACGAAGAUCAUCACUUUGAACGGGAAGAGGAUGACAAGGAUGCCCUCAGCACUAGAAAAGCUGCCCGGUCUGAGGAUUCUGAACCUUCAAAAUAAUCUCAUCCACGAAGUGUGCCCAGAGCUAAGAACCUUGACCAAGUUGACAUUGCUUAAUCUGGGAAACAACCUUUUCGAAGAAAUUCCUGAAGAGAUGAAAUACCUUACCUCCCUGAAGAAACUUCAUUUAUUUGGGAACAGGAUUUGUAGUAUUGCUACUGGAGUCUGUGAUGGCUUGCAAGAGUUGGUUCUGCUUAAUCUAAACGACAACCGACUUAAGAGUCUUCCUCAAGAAGUUGGCAGGCUAAGGAAUCUUACCUACCUAAGCAUCAAUCAUAACCAGCUCACUGGGAUCCCGACAGAGCUUUGCUCCAUUCAGAGUCUUUCUGAACUGCACCUCAACUACAAUCAGCUCAUGGGCAUCCCUGAAGAGAUUAAGCUCUUGCGGAAUCUUCAGCAGCUUUUUCUGGUCAGGAACAACAUUGAAGCUUUGCCAGAGGGACUUUGUCAUCUUAAAAAACUAAGAAUCCUGGACAUAGCUGGAAACGUUAUUCAGAUAUUUCCAGCAGGUUUUCAGAAUCUAAAACUGAGGGAGUUCUACUGUGAGGGAAACCCACUCUUCCUGAAGCGGCCAAUCACCGCCAUACGACCUAAAGACGUCUGGACUCUACGGGAAAUAGCAGCAAGAUUUGUCCUCGGUCAGUUAGACAAAAAGAAUCAUUUGAUUAUGAAUGCCAUAGAGCGUUAUCCAGAGACCAAAGACAAACUCUCCAAAGCAAGGCGGUGUCCACUGUGCAGAAAACCCUUUUUAUCCGAAUGGCUGGAAUGUGUCCGGUUUGUUUCCCCAUCAAAGAACUGGAAGAUAAGCAGGAACCUACAUCUGAUACCUCUGCGGAUAUUGCUUUGUUCCUACCAAUGCUUCGACCGGCGUGGUCCUAAUCUCUUUGGAAUUGCUCAAGAGUAGAGCAGUUGAGAUAUUCCUUCACAGCCUCAAGGGCAGCUCGUGUUUCACUGCUAAUGCCAUUCUCAAUCUGCUCCCUUCCAAGCCAUGAAACAAAGGAAGAUGAGUUGUUAAACUCACACUAUAAGCACUGCAGUUGGCCUCUAGGAUGGCUCUGUUUCUAGAUGUUUCUAUUGGCUUAGAACAAACUUCAAAGUGGGGAAAAUUAAUCUGCAUGGCACCCGAA
Molecule: messenger RNA, 1456 nt
Organism: Microtus ochrogaster (prairie vole)
Lineage: Eukaryota; Metazoa; Chordata; Mammalia; Rodentia; Cricetidae
Gene: Lrrc69
Product: leucine rich repeat containing 69
Cellular component (GO): cytoplasm
Molecular function (GO): protein binding
Source: RefSeq, a predicted model, not a curated record